AUGUUAAUUGUAUGUUUAUUUUCCUCUGCUCUUUCAAGAAAUGACCUGGAGUUUGAAUAUGAAUUGAAAUUUAUGGACAUUGAUCAAGAGAAUUUAAGUAUUCCAGAAACAGUAUAUGAUGCAAUAGUAAGUUUACCAUCUGCCAAGUUUCAAAAAGUGUGUCAUGACAUGACGGUUACUGGCAAAACUGUUAUGAAAUUAGAUUCAUUACAGAUGUGA
This is a messenger RNA of Entrophospora sp. SA101, 219 nucleotides long. The record is from the annotation of a GenBank genome assembly. NCBI's taxonomy places the organism in Eukaryota, Fungi, Glomeromycota, Glomeromycetes, Entrophosporales, Entrophosporaceae.